GUGACCUUUGAGGAUGUGGUCGUGAACUUCAGCAAUGAGGAAUGGACUUUGCUGAGUCCAUCCCAAAAGAACCUCUACAGAGAUGUGAUGGGUGAAACGUUUAGGAACAUGACUGCAAUAGGAGGACUUGGGGAUAUCCAGGAAGCUGAAAAAGAAUGCAAAAUUUACUGGAAAUACUUAAGAAAUGACAAGCUAGGGAAAUCCUAUGGACAUACAUCUUGGAAUCAGUGUAAAGAAGUAUUCCUUUGUACUGCUGAAGGUAAUUUGAAUGUGAAAGAAACAGAAACACACCACAAUGUUCAGAUCCAUGAAAAGUAUUGCAAUGGAGAGAAACCCUAUGUAUGUCAGCAAUGUGGAAAAGGGUUCACCAAAUCUGGACUUUAUAAGCAACAUGAAAGAAUUCACACUGGAGAGAAACCAUAUGUAUGUAAGCAAUGUGGGAAAGCUUUUAACACAUGGGGAGAUUUUAAGAAACAUGAAAGAAUUCACACUGGAGAGAAACCCUAUGUAUGUAAGGAAUGUGGGAAAGGUUUUACACGACAUCAAAAUUGUAAGCAACAUGAAAGAAUUCACACUGGGGAGAAACCAUAUAUAUGUAAGCAAUGUGGGAAAGAUUUACCCAACAAGAACAUUGUAAGCAACAUGAAAGUUCACACUCAAGAUAGAACCAGUGUAUAUAAGCAUCAUGAGAAUUUUUUGAGCACAAGUCCAUAUUGCAUAAUGCAUGAAAAACUUCACACUGGGCAGAAAACUUAUAUAUGUGAGGAAUGUGGGAAAGGUUUCAGCAGAAAUGCUCAUUGUCCAAUACAUUAUAAAAUUUACACUGUUGAGAAGCCUGUGUAUGUGAAGAAUGUGGGAAAGCUUUCACCACACAUGGAUUUUGUAAAAUACAUCAAUGACUCCACUCUGGUGAGAAACCCUAUGUAUAUAACAAUGGCCCGUACUACCACCGCUGGGGACUGUAAGGAGCACAUCCAGCUGAGCAGAGGCCAGCCCUGCUGCCACCUCUCCUGCCCAGGGCCCAACUACCACCGCUGUGGACCGGAAGGUGCAUAUCCAGCUGAGGGGAGGCCAGCCCUGCUGCUGCCACUCCUGCCCAGGGCCCAUACUACCACCUCUGGGGACCGGAAGGUUCACAUCCAGCUGAGUGGAGAGAUACAAGCCGCGCCGCCAAGCCGGAGAGCGCCAGACCGGGUAGAGCUGCGCUGCGCUCGUCCUUCUGCAGCCCUGCGCUCCCGGCAGGGGGCCGAGAGCCUGGGCCCUGGGGACCCCGGGAGCCCUCUCCAGCUGCGCGCCUAG
This is a messenger RNA of Cavia porcellus (domestic guinea pig), 1299 nucleotides long. RefSeq names its product zinc finger protein 595-like. The transcript has 5 exons. The record is from RefSeq and is a predicted model, not a curated record. Lineage: Eukaryota; Metazoa; Chordata; Mammalia; Rodentia; Caviidae. The coding region runs from base 88 to 1299 and encodes 403 amino acids.